Harmonia axyridis is the source of this 1590-nucleotide messenger RNA. Its product is annotated as TATA-binding protein-associated factor 2N-like. NCBI's taxonomy places the organism in Eukaryota, Metazoa, Arthropoda, Insecta, Coleoptera, Coccinellidae. The record is from RefSeq and is a predicted model, not a curated record. Gene Ontology annotation, cellular component: cytosol. The transcript has 5 exons. Gene Ontology annotation, molecular function: mRNA binding. Bases 159 to 1202 code for a protein of 347 amino acids.
UCUGUGGUCCGACUCUUUAGGCGCGUUUUCGAAGAGAGAAGCCAAGCCUUUUCUUUUCGGUUUCGGAAGCGUCGUAUCAGCAAACGCUUUAUAUUAUCCGCCGCCAUUGUGCUUACUCAUAUAUCUAAUUUUUAAGUGAUUCUUUAUUGACGUACACAAUGAGUCGGCGAUCUGAAACCACGACGAAGGUGUUUGUUGGGAGUUUGCCUCCCCAAGCAACAACUGAUGAUCUCAGAAAACUUUUUGAAAAUUAUGGCGCCAUCGCUGAAUGUGACAUCGCUAAUAGAUGUGGAUUUUUACAUUUGGAAGAUGCCGAUUUAGCCAUGAAAGCUAUUCAAGAUUUGAAUGGUACUGAUUUCAUGGGGGGAAAGAUUUCUGUAGAAAAAGGCAGAGUAAAACCAAGAGGCUUUGGCCGUGGUGGUAGAGGAGGCGGUGGGCCAAUGCGUGGAGGUCGUGGAGGUGACCGAGGUGGCCCUUACUCAAGGGGUGGAGAUUUCCGUGGAGGCCCUAGAAAUGGUUAUGGUGGUGGACGCGAUUUUGGAUCAUACGGCGGUGGUGGUGACAGAUACGGUGGAGGCGGUUAUGAUAGACCUCCAAGAGAUUUUGGACCUGGUGGUGGCUUUGGAGGAGGAAGAGGCGGUUUUGCUGGAGGAGACAGGCGACCCUUCAAUAACAGCUUCGGAGAUCGUGGAUCCCGGUCAUUUGGUGAAGAAAGAGGAGGAGGCGGCUUUGAAGACAGAAGAGGAGGUUUUGAAGAUAGACGACCACCCAUGGGGGGUGAUAGAAGACCUCCAAUGAUGGAUCAACCUGGUCCAGGUGGUCCACGUGGAGGUGCUUCAGGAGGCUUUGACAGAACGGGAGAUUUAUAUAGCAGAAGGGAUAAUGGACCCAAGGGUGGAGAUUAUAAUGGUGGUCCAAAUGGUUACAGUAAUGGAGGAUACGGAGGUGGUCCCGGCGCCGGUGGUUUUGGUGGCGGUGAUCGUUACGGAGGCGGUCAAGCUGGUGGAUACGGAGGCGAUAGAGGAAACUACGGUGGUGGUGGCUAUGGAGACUCCUACAAUAACGGUCCCAGAGGUGGUGGAGGCGGUGGAGGUUCAUAUGACAGUGCUUACCCACCAUUACCACAACAACGAGGAGGCUUUGGAAGCGGUGGUGCCGGUGGACCACGUAUGUCGGCGGGCCCAGGUGGACGCAAGUUUUAAUUUCAACAGAACAAAGACGCUCGGUUGGCCAAUGCGCUGACAUAAAUAAACUCCAGCCCAAAAUGUUGGGUUUAUUUUCUGUACAUUGAGUUAUAAGUGUUUUAUUGAUAGUAAUGAAAGUGAUGGGGACUUUUAAAUUAUACUUUUGCGAGAUCCAGUUCAAAAUAUAAUCAUAAUUCCAAUUUUCCUAUGAGAAAAUUUUGUCUUUUCGGUAUUUCUCAUAUUUUCUUCCCCUCUUAGUUUCUAAGUUGAUAUUUAGAAUUUGUUUUUAUAGAAACAAAUUUUCCAAUAGAUAUUUUCUGAAAUCAGGACGUGUUUGUUUUUUUUUUAACGUGUUCUUAAAAUGAAAGAUGUAUGUAUAGAAAUAAAUGGAACAUUUAGAUAUAAA